Puccinia graminis f. sp. tritici CRL 75-36-700-3 is the source of this 299-nucleotide messenger RNA. RefSeq lists its product as uncharacterized. Gene Ontology annotation, biological process: protein N-linked glycosylation. The record is from RefSeq and is a predicted model, not a curated record. The transcript has 3 exons. Bases 1 to 249 code for a protein of 82 amino acids. Lineage: Eukaryota; Fungi; Basidiomycota; Pucciniomycetes; Pucciniales; Pucciniaceae.
AUGGACGAUUACACCGUAGCAACAUUAGCAUGGAAAGCCGCCGUUCCGUUUACACCCGACCUGCCGACCCAUCUGCAUAGCUCGAUCGGAUUCGCGUUAUUGGCCAGUGCAUUCGGGCUCGGGUUUUUAUUCACCACAUUACCCAAGACAGGCUUCCCAACAACCGAAUUGAUCCCCGCCCUAAUGGCCUCAUUACUCACUGGAUUCGGGGUGGUAUUCUUAUUCAAUGCAGCCGGUGUAUACGUUUAAUCCUUCCAAUCUUCCCCAUCCUCAAUCGUGCCCUUUUCUCUCCCCCCCUC